Molecule: messenger RNA, 887 nt
Organism: Tribolium madens (black flour beetle)
Lineage: Eukaryota; Metazoa; Arthropoda; Insecta; Coleoptera; Tenebrionidae
Gene: Clc
Product: clathrin light chain
Exons: 7
Coding region: 81-749 (222 amino acids)
Biological process (GO): clathrin coat assembly; intracellular protein transport; clathrin-dependent endocytosis
Cellular component (GO): synaptic vesicle membrane; clathrin coat of trans-Golgi network vesicle; clathrin coat of coated pit
Molecular function (GO): structural molecule activity; clathrin heavy chain binding
Source: RefSeq, a predicted model, not a curated record
AAUUGUUCCUCCUGUCAUUAGUGUCAUUAUUCUGUCAUUUUUUUUCUCCUUGGUAAAAUUGCCAAAAAGGUGUUUGAAACAUGUCGAAUUUUGGGGACGCAUUUGAUCAAGCAGAGGUGGACCCCGCAGCGGAGUUCUUGGCCCGAGAGCAGGACGAUUUAGCGGGCCUAGAAGAUGAAGUAAAACCAGCUGCUAUUUCAGCACCGGUUGUUAACGGUGAUGAUCCAACCAAUUCUGCGAGCAGUUUUGAAAUGGUCGAAGGUUUUGAAGAGGGAACGUCAAAUAAAAGAGAAGAAUUCGAUGAUGCGCACCUCAAGGCUGAAAACGACAAAUUAAGGGGAGUGUCUCCAUCGCCGCCGCCACUAAAUAGGGAAGUCAGAGAGGAGCCCGAGAAAAUCAAAAAAUGGAGAGAAGAACAAAUUAAACGUUUAGAAGAAAAAGAUGCGGAAGAAGAAAAAAAGAAGUUAGAAUUGCGUGAAAUUGCCCGAAAAGAAUUAGAAGAAUGGUACAAAAACCAUGAAGAAGCAAUUGCAAAAACUAAAGCUGCUAAUAGAGAUGCAGCAAAGAAUGCAGAAAAACAGUUUGUUGCUGAGGAUGAUGAAAUCGUACCAGGGACAGAAUGGGAGCGAAUCGCAAAACUGUGCGAUUUUAAUCCAAAAGCAAAACAAGGAAGUAAGGAUGUUUCGCGCAUGCGCUCUAUUGUUUUACAAUUGAAACAGUCUCCGAUUCCCAUUAACAAUAAGGCUUAGGUCACUUAAAUUUAUCUUUAUACAUAUAUUUAAUCUACAAAACGUUGAAUAAAAGAAAGUAAGAUGAUGUAGAUUUCAUUUUUGUAUUUAUGUUCUACAGUAAAAUAAUUAGAAUAAGAAAUAAAUGUUUUAAAAAGG